Strongylus vulgaris is the source of this 608-nucleotide messenger RNA. The record is from the annotation of a GenBank genome assembly. NCBI's taxonomy places the organism in Eukaryota, Metazoa, Nematoda, Chromadorea, Rhabditida, Strongylidae.
UUGGAAGCUAGCAUCAGAGGAGGCAAACAUAAUAAGGCGAUUCACCUCGGCUACCAAACAGUGUGGUACAUCGAAGACUACUUAUAUGCGUGCCAUGCUGCCCCUAGCGCUUCUGGUAGAAUUUCGGCGAAAAGCAAAAAAGCCGUUUUCUACUGUACCGCAUACAUGAAGGUAGCUGAAGAACAAAACAGUAUUCUGGUGGAACACUGUUUCCAGCACUGUGGGCAUGAGGCACGUCCGUCACAGUUGAGGCUUGACGACAACUCUGAAAAAUAUAUCACCUCAAUGCUGAUGGAAGGUCUCACAGUCCGACAAGUUUACUUAGUCCUAGGAUAUUUUAGAAACAUUGCGAGGAAAUGUUGUGUGCAACCGGAAAGACUACAUAACCUUGACACUGUCUCAGUUCAAAAACGAGUUGAUAGCAACGUAGAAUCUGACGGCAUACACUAUUACACCCCUGCAGAGGAUGCCAGCGGGGAUGGAUUUGUUCUCGAUGAUACUUUCAACUUGACUUCCUAUUCGCUUAGACUAGCAACCAUCAUAGUCGCGGAUGAGUGGGAUAGAGCUCUCCCAGCGGUUUACCUUUUGUCGUUUCGGUCCGUUUAGUU